GAAUGGGUCACUAGAAUGCCAAUGAGCGAUUUCAUGACAAUGCUACACUUUUGAAUGUUAAACAGCGAUUAUUUUUUAUCUCAUGUGUAGAAUGUGAAUGUUUUCAUGAGGUGCAGGCAUCACUCACUCCUUUUUCUGUAACGUGUAGUGUGUCAUUUUUUCCUUCUUGAUGUGCAAGGAUUUUUAGAUUGAAAGGGAAGCUGCGUGUGGUCACCAACGGUGCAGUGCAUUGCAUCCCCAUCAUAUCCUUAACAGAAGUAACCCAAUUAAGGGGGGGUUCAUGUUAAAGCACGUGAGGCCCCUCGCAUUGAAAUUGAACCUUUACUAGUUAUAGUUAUUAAAAUUUGUUAAUUGUAACGCGUAUAGUAGAGAAAAAUAGGAUUGGCUUUAUCCAUAACCAACCCAAAAGCAAUUAUAUAAACAAAUGACAAUAAGGAAUAGUCAAAGAGUGUGAAUGAAAGAAAAAUCGCAAAACAGAGAGAGAAAGAAAACAGAGCAACAUUCAAUGGCGUCUAGGAAGGGCUUCCUUUCGAAAGUGAGUUCCAUGUUUGCAUCAUCAAGCACCGAUUUGGAGCCCAAAUCCACAGAUGGUGACUUGGAAUUGGAUGAAGCUGACGUGUUCAACUGGAACAUGUCCAAUGACUACAACAACAAGAACACUGUGACAGAGUCGAAGAAGAGGCCACGAUCUGGUAAGAAGAAAAAGGUGGAGGGUGGUGGUGGCAAAGUGAACCCUGUGGCCUCGUCCUCAAUGCCAGUGGCUAUUCCUGAUUGGUCCAAGAUUCUGAAGGAGGACUUCAAGGAGCACGAGAAGAGAGACUUUGUUAGUGACGACGACGAUGAUCAUGACCACGAUCGUAGAGAACCAGUGCCUCCUCAUGAGUAUCUUGCUAGAACCAGAGAAGCUUCUCACUCAGUUCAAGAAGGGAAAGGAAGGACCCUCAAGGGUAGGGACUUGCGCAGUGUCAGAAAUUCCAUUUGGAAGAAAUUGGGGUUUGAAGAUUGAUUCAUUCAUUAAUUAGAUUAUAUUAGUAUAGACUAUAGAGUAAAUUGGUACUAGUGUCACACGGAUAUGAACAUUUGAUCUGAUUCCAUAACUUUUUUUUAAUUUUUGGUUUAGGUGAUCGAUUUAGUCAAAUGCAACCUAGUAGUUCUGUUAGGAAAGGUUUAUAUUUAUAAUUUUUUUUUUCUUUUCGGAUGGAUGACUCUUGGUUGUUAGGUUAUAUAAGGAGAUAUGUGAAGCCUCCUUAAUUUUGGAUGUUUAGAAGAAGGGAUCACUAAUCAUGCUUGUAAGUUGUAAUUACGUGUUUUCAACUAUUUAAAUGCCUACUUAUGAUCAUUUUAGUUCCA
This is a messenger RNA of Glycine soja, 1350 nucleotides long. RefSeq lists its product as uncharacterized. The record is from RefSeq and is a predicted model, not a curated record. The transcript has a single exon. Lineage: Eukaryota; Viridiplantae; Streptophyta; Magnoliopsida; Fabales; Fabaceae. The coding region runs from base 455 to 1006 and encodes 183 amino acids.